ACAGUUUGCCUCGGACCCAUUAUAAUGCUUCCCUCGGAUCAACAGCGCAAACAGAGGGACGUGUUUGAAGAAGAUACGUUAUUUGUUGCAGGGGGGAGUCCACAGAACCCAGCGGGGUAUUACUCCCCUGCCUAUGCUACGAACAUGAGCAGGAAUGAUACUGCUCUCCAUGCAAACCCACCGCCUCAUCCUGUCAUCCGGGGCUCUCAGGAGCGAUCUCCGAGCUACGAACCGUGCGCAGGUUGCCAGUGGCCACCCAGCAACAGCAGACCACAGGUUCAGCCUGGAUACGACACGGCUCCUCAAUAUGUGGCUUGGCCGCCGACCCAUGGUUCAAUAGCGCAACAACCGAUGUAUGCGCAGCCUAUGUAUGGACUUGACACAACGUACAGUAACAGUGGCACGAUAUCCCCCACCUCGACAAAUUUUCCUAUCACUCAGACCGCAUCGGCAUCUUAUGCUCGCAUGAGCGAACCCUAUGGUCAAUUCUCUCCUGAGGUUACUGUACCCGUUGUGCCUAGUCAACGAGACUUGGACCCACUAGCGUACACGACGCACGAUGGCAACGGAUCGCCGUUCAAUCACCAGGUGCCAAAUGUUACUUCUUCCGGCGCGACGGAUGACCGGAGGCAAGAGUCUGCUGUGGAGGCAGUGGAACUGCAUACCGGGCGAUGGGCGUGCCCCAAAUGCUACCCGACCAGAACGUACGCGCGGCACACGGAAUGUCAUCGCCAUAUACGCGAUCACCACUUGAAUCUACCUCGGCAUGAAUGUCCUUACUGUGGCAAGACGUUUCCACCGGCUCGGAAGGAGCAGUUGAGCAGGCACGUUCUCAAGGACCACCCUGAGUGGGCUGCGAGCUGGGUCGUCUAGACUGUGUCUCUUAUCUAACGUCGCUGCCGUCUUUAGAGACUGCGGAACGCCCGGCGGUUCUGCACUGUCGCUGUUUCGCGCCCAUAUUUCUUGCGCUUCCAUUUCUACCGUUAUUCGUAUUCUCACCGCUACCGUGCAAUCCCCGUAGACAUACUGCGUUGCCCAAGAAUCCUGACUGUUCCCAACGCCGUUGCUUGCAAUCCCUAGUUUGGCAGCCACCCG
Molecule: messenger RNA, 1095 nt
Organism: Punctularia strigosozonata HHB-11173 SS5
Lineage: Eukaryota; Fungi; Basidiomycota; Agaricomycetes; Corticiales; Punctulariaceae
Exons: 7
Coding region: 145-873 (242 amino acids)
Source: RefSeq, a predicted model, not a curated record